Hemicordylus capensis (graceful crag lizard) is the source of this 6724-nucleotide messenger RNA. It is a transcript of the gene PHLPP1, whose product is annotated as PH domain and leucine rich repeat protein phosphatase 1. The coding region runs from base 405 to 5546 and encodes 1713 amino acids. Gene Ontology annotation, molecular function: protein binding. Lineage: Eukaryota; Metazoa; Chordata; Lepidosauria; Squamata; Cordylidae. The transcript has 17 exons. The record is from RefSeq and is a predicted model, not a curated record.
UGUUUAUCACUGGAGCUCCGCCCCUCCCUACCUCCAGAGGGAUAGCGUCACCCCCUCAUGAAUAUUGAGAAGGCGCCUGAAUGGCGUUGCUGGUUUAGGGCGAGGAAGACAGAGAGGAAAAAAGAAAAUUACACCACAUCGCCAGGGCCUGCUUUAAUUAAUAUUCAUAAGGAGCCUCUGAAGGAGAGGCCGGCCCGGGUGGGAGGGAAAGAGGAGGCUGCCCGCCCGCUGCUACUGAUCAUCUCUCCUCCAGUCCCUAAUGGCGCUCGCGACAACGGCAGCAGCUGUACGGCGGCGGGGUUGAGCCGAAUGGAACGCGCAGACACCGACGGAAUGUUCGCAGUUGCUACAUAAUCCCGGUCCCCCUCCCCCUCUUGGAACGCGGCGUGUCCGUACGUUCUACAAUGGAACCUGCGCAGCAACCGCAGCAUGGAAGCCGAGAAGCGCCGGCCCCAGUGAUCGGAAAGGGGGAGCGGCCGGGUAACUCGGGCCAAGCAGCCCUCGGCACUGAAAGCGGCAACGGAGGAGGACCCAGCCCACUGGAAGGCGGCAAAGGAACAGCCGCCGUCGCAACAGCAGCAGCAGCAACAACGUUUGGAGCCGGAGGCCAGCAGCGGCGAAGGAAACGAGGGGCCGUCGCUGCUGGACCCGGCUGCGGCGCUCCACUCGCGCUGGCGGCCAACGGGACUCAAGCGGCAGCGGCCGCUGCUGUUGCUCCCGGCGGUGGGAGCAACAGCGGCGCCAACUCCUUACUGUUGCGGAGGGGGAGGCUGAAGAGGAACCUCUCGGCCGCUGCCUCGUCGUCUUCCUCCUCGGCUGCUCCAGCCGCUGCCUCGCUAGGUACCCGCAGCCUGGAUCGGAAAGCGCUGCUUUUGCUGCCCAAGCCGCCUCGGCAGCUCCAACCGCUCCAACCGCCGGAGCGGGACUGGGUGCGUCGGGACCUACAGCGGGGAUGCGUCCAUGUCUACUAUUACUACUACCAUCACCACCAUCACCACCAUCAGCAGCGGGGUGGUGGUGGUGGUGGCGGCGGCUACUACCUGCGCCCGGUGCUCUGCACCCUGGAGACUACCGCGGCCGAGGUGGCCUCUCGGCUGCUGCAGCUUGGACACCGGGGAGGGGGCAGCAACGCCGUCCGGGUCUUGGGUAAGGUGGCUGCGGCGGAGGCAGCGGCGGAGACUCGCCUCCCACAUGAAGAAGAGGAGGAGGAAGGGUUAGCAACAGAAGCGACCAUCGCCCCCGGGGGAACAGAAGAGGCGCUGGCCAACCCUGUGGCGGCUUCAGCCUCUCCAGCAGGCAGCCUGACUCCGAUCCCUGCCGGGAGAAGGCCGCGAGGUCGGCGAGGGAUCCAGAACGGGUUAGCUGGUGGGGAAGCGGCUCGGCCCGGGCUCCUGGCUCUAAGUAGCGGGGAGAGCGGCCGGGCAGGUGGCCGGCACAGCCUUUCGCCCGCCGAUUGUAGCCCCGGACGGGCCGUGCCACUGCCGCCGCCUCCUACCGAGCUCUACCUGUCGGGCCCACCGCUCUCCUGCCCGUCCCUCCUCGGGGGCUCCGAUACUGAGAGCUUUAGCCCCAGUGCCGAGAGCGCCUCGGACCGGCUGGAUCCCUACAGCGGGGGCGGCGGUUCCACGUCUUCCUCGGAGGAACUGGAGGCAGACCCCGUUUCACCGGUGGCCGAGGAAGAAGAGACAGAGUCUGUGUCUGGUAGGAACCAGCGUCACCGGCCUGGUGAUCUGCCGGCAGUUCACCCUGCGGACCCCUGGUUGGGGCGAGCUGCUGGGGAGUCUCCGGGAAAGGGGAAAGCGUUGGGGGUAGAUUCCGCCUCUCCGCAGCAGCCUCCGGCCUUGUACGUGCAACUCCAUGGGGAGACCGCCCGCAGAUUGGAGUCACACGAGAAGCCCUUGCAGAUCCAAAACGACUACCUCUCCCAGCUGGGCUUCCGGGACCUGUGGCGCGUGCAGGAGGAGGGCAUGGACUCGGAGACUGGCUGCCUCAUCCGCUUUUAUGCAGGAAAGCCCCACAGCGUUGGCAACUCUGAACGGAUUCAGCUCUCAGGAAUGUACAACGUUCGAAAAGGGAAAAUGCAUUUGCCAGUCAACAGAUGGACCAGACGCCAAGUUAUCCUUUGUGGGACGUGCCUAAUUGUAUCAUCAGUGAAAGAGAGCCAGACUGGAAAGAUGCAUGUGCUUCCCUUAAUCGGUGGAAAGGUUGAAGAAGUUAAAAAGCACCAGCACUGUUUAGCAUUUAGCUCUUCUGGACCUCAGAGUCAGAGUUACUACAUCUGUUUUGACACUUUCACUGAAUACCUGCGGUGGCUUCGGCAAGCUUCAAAGAUUGCGUCACAGCGAAUAAGCUCAGUGGAUCUCUCGUGUUGCAGCUUGGAGGACCUGCCUGCCAACCUUUUCUAUAGCCAGGACCUCACUCAUCUCAAUUUGAAGCAAAACUUCUUGAGGCUGAACCCUAGCUCAUCAAUAGCCAGAGGACCUAAUGAGCUACAAAGGUUCAGCAAACUGAGGAGCCUUAACCUUUCUAAUAAUCACUUAGGAGACUUCCCAUUGGCAGUAUGCAGCAUUCCAACCCUGACUGAGCUCAAUGUCUCCUGCAAUGCACUCAGAACUAUUCCGGCAGCCAUCGGUGAAAUGAACAAUUUACAAACCUUCUUGUUGGAUGGGAAUUUCCUCCAGAGCCUUCCUACUGAGUUAGAAAGAAUGCACCAGCUUAGCUAUCUGGGUCUGUCUUUCAAUGAAUUCAGUAACAUUCCAGAAGUGUUAGAGAAGUUGCCUGCCAUGGAUAAACUCUGUAUGUCAGGAAAUUGCAUGGAAAUGCUCAGCUUACAGACACUAAAGAGACUGCCACACAUUAAACAUAUAGAUCUAAGGUUAAAUGUAAUUAGGAGGUUGGUAGCAGAUGAAGUUGACUUCCUACAUCACGUGACCCAGCUAGACCUUCGGGACAAUAAAUUAGGCGAGCUUGACGCCACUGUCUUCAAUAAUGUUGAAAUUUUGCACUGUGAAAGAAACCAGCUGGUAACCCUCAAAAUCAGUGGAUACUUGCUUAAAGCCCUCUACGCCACUUCAAAUGAACUUGUUCAUCUUGAUGUGUAUCCAGUUCCAAACUAUCUGACGUAUAUGGAUGUUUCUAGAAACCACCUCGAGAGCCUUCCUGAUUGGGUUUGCGAUAGCAGGAAACUAGAAGUACUGGAUAUUGGCCACAAUCAAAUACGUGAACUGCCUGCCCGAUUAUUUUGCAACAUCAGCUUGCGGAAGUUGCUUGCAGGACACAAUCAAUUGGCAAGGCUACCAGAGAGGAUUGAACGGACACAUGUGGAAUUCCUAGAUAUGCAACACAACCUGCUUACGGAGCUGCCAUCGAAUUUACUACUGAAAGCUGACAGCUUGAGGUACCUGAAUGCUUCUGCCAACAAACUGGAAAUGCUGCCUCCAGCCACUCUUUCAGAAGAGACACACAGCAUUUUGCAGGAACUGUAUUUAACCAACAAUCACCUCACGGACAAAUGUGUGCCCUUGUUAACGGGCCAUCUGCACCUAAAGAUCCUGCACAUGGCCUAUAAUCGCCUACAGAGCUUCCCUGCAAGUAAAAUGGCCAAACUCGAGGAGUUGGAAGAAAUUGACGUGAGUGGAAAUAAGCUGAAAUCCAUUCCCACAACCAUCAUGAACUGUCGACGGAUGCAUACUGUGAUUGCGCACUCCAAUUGCAUUGAAGUCUUUCCAGAAGUCAUGCAACUUACUGAAAUCAAGUGUGUUGACCUGAGCUGUAAUGAGCUGACUGAAGUCAUGUUACCUGAAAACUUGCCUCCAAAGCUGCAAGAACUAGACUUGACUGGAAACCCCAGACUUGUCCUGGAUCACAAAACCCUGGAGCUAUUGAACAACAUCCGUUGUUUCAAAAUUGACCAACCAUCAGCUGGAGAUGCAUCUGGAGCCCCAGCAGUAUGGAGCCAUGGUUAUACUGAAGCAUCAGGAGUGAAGAACAAGCUGUGUGUGGCAGCUCUUUCUGCCAAUAACUUCUGUGACAACAGGGAGGCUCUCUAUGGAGUUUUUGAUGGAGACCGCAAUGUAGAAGUACCUUACCUACUGCAAUGUACUAUGAGUGACAUCUUGGCAGAGGAGCUUCAGAAGACCAAAAGUGAAGAGGAAUAUAUGAUCAAUACUUUCAUAGUAAUGCAGAGGAAACUCGGAACUGCUGGGCAGAAGUUGGGGGGUUCAGCUGUCCUUUGCCAUAUAAAGCAUGAUCCAAUAGACCCUGGUGGAUGCUUCACAUUAACCUCUGCAAAUGUGGGGAAGUGCCAAUCCGUUCUUUGCAGGAACGGGAAACCUCUGCCUUUGUCCAGGUCCUAUAUGAUGAGCUGUGAAGAGGAGCUGAAGAGGAUCAAGCAGCACAAGGCCAUUAUAACAGAAGAUGGCAAAGUGAAUGGUGUGACAGACUCAACAAGGAUCUUGGGAUACUCCUUCCUUCACCCAAGCGUGGUCCCUCGCCCUCAUGUCCAGUCCAUCACUUUGACUCCUCAGGAUGAGUUCUUCAUUCUGGGCAGCAAAGGCCUGUGGGACAGCCUGUCCAUUGAUGAAGCUGUGGAAGCGGUCAGGAAUGUGCCCGAUGCCCUGGGAGCUGCCAAGAAACUGUGCACCUUGGCUCAGAGUUACGGCUGCAACGACAGCCUCAGUGCUGUGGUGGUUCAGCUCAACGUAACCGAGGACAGCUUCUGCUGCUGUGAGCUGAACGGCAUCCCUCCUCCCAGCCCAGGCAUCUUCCCCCAGUCAGUCAAUGUCGUCAUUAAGGAUAAGCCUUCGGAUGCUUUGGGGAUGCCUUCCUCUAGUAGUGGAAUGGCCUCUGAGAUCAGCAGUGAGAUCUCAACCUCUGAAAUGAGCAGUGAGGUGGGGUCCACAGCCUCUGAUGAUCCCCCUCAGGUAACCAUGAACGAAAACAGCCCUGCCUACCCCAGUGAGCAGCGCUGCAUGCUCCAUCCAGUCUGCCUCUCCAGCUCGUUCCAAAGGCAGCUCUCCAGCGCCACAUUCUCCAGCGCCUUCUCAGACAAUGGCCUUGACAGCGAUGAUGAGGAGCCAAUUGAGGGUGUCUUUUCCAAUGGCAGCAGAGUAGAAGUGGAAGUGGAUAUUCACUGUGGCCGAGCAAAGGAGAAGCAGCUCCUGCUCCAGGCGCCGGUGGAAGCCAGCGAUGAAGGCAUUGUCAUUAGUGCAAAUGAAGAUGAGGCAUGCCUCCUUAGGAAGGUUGACCCUUCUGCCAUGGGUACCAUUGGGCGUCGCCGAGGCAAUGGCUCUGUGGCUCCUCAGGAGAGGAGCCAUAACCUAAUUGAAGUAGCAGCUGAUGCACCACUCAGAAAAACUGGGGGCUAUUUUGCAGCCCCAGCUCAGCCAGAUCCAGAUGACCAGUUCAUCAUCCCACCAGAACUGGAGGAAGAAGUCAAAGAAAUAAUGAAACAGCACCAUGAGCAGCAGCAGCAGCAACAGCAGCAGCAUCAACAGCGGCAAUACCAGAUGGACCAGCUGCCAGAUUAUUAUGAUACACCACUAUGACCAAGCUAACAAGACAUUGACAGUUGGAGCCUCCUUAGGUUUGUAUUACACUAGCAGGGUAGGGAAGAAAGAAAGUUUGUUCUACUUUCCCUUCCAGAUCGUGCUCCUCUACUGAGAACUGCAGCUGCUUCUUGUUCUGUUAGCUGUAAUAAUCACCAAUUCUCUUCUAGUGAUACUUCACCAGUUAGAAUUAAACUAGUUUAACUCUUCCCCCCCUUAACAUAUCAAAUGUAAAAAAAAAAAAAUUGGAGAAAAAAAUUAAAAUACAAAAGGUUUAAUAUAUUGCAGAGAAAAAUGAUGAUGAUGUUGAUGUAAUAUUUUUUAAAAUUAUUUUUUUGUUUGUUUUGGAAAACGGGCAGUAUUGCCAGUGCUAAAUGAUUAAGUAAUAUUGUAAUACUGUAUUUCUUUGAGAGAAAAAAAAAGGCUUUUUUGGUCUUGAAAAAUGGAUAGACAUUUGUAGAAUUAUGGAGACUAACUCCUAGGAGUUGCUUUUACUCUUUCAGGUGACUUUAAGUCACUGAGAUUCACUAAUUUUCUCUGAGAGAACAGCUGAUUGGGAAAUUCCUGUAAAUAACUCAGUGUUGUAUAGUGAUGCUUAAAAUGUUUUGUAGUCUCGGCAGGAGGAUGCAACUGAUAAACUGACAAUUUGUUUUCCCCAAGGGUGCUUUCACGUGUAUGUUAAAGCUCCCACUGGCAACUUUUGAUGCAACCAAACUUGGAGAUCAGAGCAGUCAUAAAUGCAAUGCUCUCCCAGUGGAUCAGCUGAUUGAAGUGUACGGACCCUGGUUGACCCAUUGUGUCUAUGCCACCAUGUUCAGUUGCCGUCUGCGUUGGCUGGGCCCAAGUCACCAAGGGUGCACAUGCUCACAUGUGAAAUUGUCCCAAGUUACUCUUGGGGCAGAGUGCGCCGCAUAAAAAUUUGUAGGAGCAGCUGUACAAGCUGCAUAGGAAUUUGACAGAUAUUGGGCCACAAACACCAGGGUUAUUUUUUUGUCUUUCUUCACUGUUAACAUUUGCAGGCACAUUUUUGCGUGUUCCUCCCUGCUGCCACAACCAGCAUGAUUGUAUAGAGUUCAUUUACUGUAGAUCAUUUACAUACCAAGAGUUAUAUUAAAGAAGAAUGCACAAAUGAACAUGUCAUAAUUUUUGUUAUAAUAAAUAUAAAAAUUUACAAAUAA